GUUAGGACUACCAGUCGGGGAGGACGCCUCGACAUGGGGGCCAUCAUGGCGCGACGGGGCGCCGUGCCAAUGGACGGCGGCGACGCUGGUGCAGGCGGCGACGCGGCGUUCCACACGCACCUGAUGCGGCUGUUCAAGCGGCGCUGCUCGGACCCGAGCCCGCAGCUGGUGUCGCUGAGCCCGCUCAGCCAGGACGCGUGCGAGUCGCAGCCGGCGACGCCCGACUGCUCGCUGGACCAGCCGCCGCCGCUGGGCGCCGCCACGGGGCACCAGGGAGGGGCGCCGGCGGGCGCCGGCGCGGGCGGCCGCGGCGCGCACCAGCGGGAGCGGCCGCGCAGCAUGCACGACCAGCCGUCGCCCAAGGCCACCAGGAAGGGCCUGGCGACGUGGGGCAAGAAGGUGGGCCGCAAGUGGGAGCAGCUGAAGCGCAGCGACUCGUCGGAGCUGCUGGCGGUGGCGCCCGGCCGCAGGCGGCACUGGUCCCCGGGCAAGGCGCCGGCCGCCGGCGCUGCCCCCGGCUCCGCGGCCGCCACCGGCCGCCGCAUCUCCAGGGUCGAGUCGCUGCGCAGCCUCUUCGUGCGCGACGAGCGAUCCAAGCAGCAGCAGCAGCAACGGGUGGCUCCUGCCGCUGCCGCCGCCGCCGACUCGAGGAAGGACGCCGAGUGGGUUAAGGAGGAAUGUAGGCGUGGACUGGCAGAUCUUUACCAGCUGAAUGCUCUUUUGCUGGAUGAGCAACAGGUGUUGGACUAUUUGGCAGCUGCUGGUGGCUCUGGCCGCACAUUGAGUUGUGAGGACCUGCUAGCCACCUUGCAGCAACACAAGGCAAUGGCAAAUGGUGGCUGCCCUAUUCCACCUUCACAGCCUGCAGCACCAGCUUCAAAUGCUGGUCGUAAGUUGGCUGUGCUAACAGAGGAGACAACAGUUAGCUCUCCUCGUGUACGACGAAGGGGGAAUAGCUGUGAUGAUCUGCUGGCUGCUGGAUGUGAUGAUCCAGAGCCAAGGAGGCAAAGGAAUAAGCCAUCAGGAUUUCGUGCUGGUCGUACUGUCUCUCUCACAAAUCCUCCUACACAACCAGUAGCAAAUGGUGUGCUGCCUACUGCAAUAAACGGUAACAAUCUGUCAAUCACAACAGCAAAUGGGCAACAGCUGUCAGUUGAUGAACUGUGUGCAUUCCUGAGUAAUUUACUUGCUGUAAAAUCUGAUGAGAGUGGUUAUGAAAGUGAUUCAACGCGAGCUGGUUCAGAUUCUCCUCGAGGUUCCAUAAAGUCUGCUGCAUCAGAUUUUCCUUCAAUGAUUAAUGGAAAUCAUAUACAAGCAAUAUUUGGUAGUGUACAACCUAGGCAGCCAUUGCAACAUCAGCGAUCAAAUGCAUCGUCUUUAGCUGAACAAGAUGAUGAGACUAAAACUACAAAGUCUUUGAACUGUGAUGAUGACGCUGCUAUUCCAGAUGAUGUUUUUGAAGAGGAAGAGGAACAUUGUGAUAAUGUUAAUAUAGUUGAAAAUGGGACAGAUGAGAAGUUGUCAUUCUCUCGACAGAGAAAUGCUCGGAUUAAUAUGGGAAUUCGCCGAGGUGAUGUGAAGACACUGGGUGGCCGUAAGACUGGAAGUGUUGGUGGUGGUAAUGUAAAUGACACUGAACAACAGUCACUCCUCUGUGACCGAUGCAAACCACAAAAACAGCAACAACCAAUGCAGAAUUCCCAACACACACAAGAAAGAGAAUUUAAGUGUAUUCGAUUCGCCAAGGAUGAUUCUGGUGAGCUAGGAGUUUACAUUGAGAAGAAAGAUCCUAGUGCAAGGUCAACAUGUUACAUAAUUUCCCAUAUUGAACCAGGAGGACCCAUUGACAGGGAUGGAAGAUUUCAAAUCGGUGAUGAGCUUGUAAAAGUCAAUGGUCGUAGGCUCCGUGGUCUCACACUGGUAGAAGCUCGUGCCACAUUAAAGAAUACGCCAAAAGAUGUAGAUAUAGUUGUAGCACGUAAAGUUUCUCCUGGAUCUGAAUGUGUAUCUAGUCCUGCAGAACCACCUACAGCUGAGGUGCCCAAAUCAGAAUCAAGAGUUCCUCUCUCCUCAGCACAGCAGUUAACUGGAAUGAAAAAGUUCUCACAGCAUUUCGAUGCUAAUCCACGCCCAAGAAGACCUACCGCAGGAGCUGCACAAGGUUCUACUGACAGUAGGAGGACUAUAGGGGGUUCUGCUGUUAGUGGUGGCAACAGCAGUGGUGGUGGUACAUUGCCACGAAGACCAAAAUCACUUUCCAUGCAACUCUUCACUGUCACAUUUCAGAAAGGUCCUGGGAAGAAAUCUCUGGGAUUCAGUGUGGUUGGUGGACAGGAUUCUCCGAAAGGUAGCAUGGGAAUAUUUGUGAAGACUGUGUUCUUGACUGGACAAGCUGCAGAAGAGGGCACUCUAAGAGAAGGAGAUGAAAUUCUUGCUGUAAAUGGAAACCCACUGCAGGGCUUGACACAUGCAGAAGCUAUUAAUGUGUUCAAAAACAUCAAGUCUGGAGAGGUGGUAUUGCAUGUUGGUCGCAGAGAUCCUCAACAACGCAGAGCCAACAAAUCAAAAUCUUGUGAUGAUCUGGACAAAUUCAAUGGCUGACAAAAAGAUCUCAGUACUCCACAAAGAUGAUCUGAUUAAUCACACCAUGAAAUAUAGUUACUAGCAAGUCUGAUAUCCUAAAGAGAAGCUUGACCUUUUGCAUUCAUGUGUGAAAUAUAUAAUGCAAAUGCUGCCAAAUAUUUAACGAGUUAGACAAAAUAACAGUUAAUUCUGUAGCUUUAAAUGACAUUUUUGUGUGUCCUUUAAUUCUGUUAAGUUUUUGUAAUUAUGUAAAAAGUUUUCUAUUUGAAAAUAGUAGACUGUUGUACAUAGGUUUUAACAUUUUAAUGAAAAUAAGGUGUAUUAUAUAUAGGCAUUAUACCAAAUAAAACAAAUGUAACAUUUUAAAUAUUUAAUUUUGUGGCUGGAGAAGACAAAAAGAUACCAAUUAGAAUUCUCUGUAUAUUGUAGCAGGAAUGUACCAGAGUCACUGUCAUGAUAAACUGUUAAUGGGCAUAAAAGAAAAGCACAUCAUGUAAUUACUAUGUAUUACAAACUGCGCAAGUGAUAAUUUGAAUUUUGUCUUUCAGUAAAAGUGAAAAAUAAUUUACUUCCAAUAAAAAGUAAAUGGAAUAGUA
Schistocerca nitens (vagrant locust) is the source of this 3179-nucleotide messenger RNA. RefSeq lists its product as uncharacterized. Bases 34 to 2601 code for a protein of 855 amino acids. Gene Ontology annotation, molecular function: protein binding. The transcript has 10 exons. Lineage: Eukaryota; Metazoa; Arthropoda; Insecta; Orthoptera; Acrididae. The record is from RefSeq and is a predicted model, not a curated record.